UCUGUCAACAACGCUUAGGUUAAGUUUGUUAUGUAAAUUCAUUUCAAUAUAAAUACAAUUAUUGUUUGCAAUAUAACAAAUUUCAAACCAGUGAUGUAUGGAUUUUAAUUUAAAUCUUUAUUGAAGUAAUUGAGGAAGAAGCAAUGAAGACAAUAGAAGGAAAAGUCGUGGUUUUGGGAUCUCAAGGUGUUGGCAAAACUAGCAUGGUUGUUCGGUACAUUGGGAAGAUGUUCAGCCAUCAUAUAAGUCCUACUAUUGGGGCAUCGUUCUUCACUUGUAAGAUAAAUAUUGAAGACACAAGGAUAAAAUUACAGGUUUGGGACACAGCCGGGCAAGAAAGGUUCCGAUCCAUGGCUCCAAUGUAUUAUCGUAAUGCCAAUGCAGCCAUUUUAGUUUUUGACAUUACACAUUACUACACGUUUACAUCAAUCAAAUCCUGGGUCAAAGAACUCCAAAGGAAUGUGGACGAGCCAUUGGUUCUGUGUAUUGUAGGCAACAAAACAGACUUGGAACAUCAACGUAAAGUAACAAAGGAAGAAGCCAUGCAGUAUUCUCAGUCUAUUGGAGGAACGUACUUUGAGGUGUCAGCACUUAAUGAUCUAGGAAUAGAAGAUGUGUUUCUUAACACUGCUAUGGGUUUGAUCAACCUCAGUAAAGACUCCUUAGUGACUAGCCUAAGGGUGUACGACUCCAAUGAUCGGCCUGAGCCUAACAGUGGUAGAGGUUACGGUACAACCACUAUCUCAGCCCAAGACCACGUAGCUCAUGCCGAGACAGCAAAGUCACCAUUGUGUUGCUGAACCAAGCGAAUCUCCUCUUCUUAUCAUUUGACAUGCUGAUUCGUUGGUCCGCUUAUUCUAAGGUAUUUCGUGAAUUUUGACCAGACUUUCGGAUAGAGAAAUCUGUAUUUAUAUACUAUUCGGAGAAGUUGUUUGGUUGUUUGGUAGGAGAAACAAAAAUGUCUGACUCUAAUUGCCCCAAUCUCUUCCAUAUUGAGUUUGACCAAUUACAAAACUCAGUUUUGUGGUUUGAAAAGAAAAUGGUCAUAAAAUAGAAGGCUAGAAUUAUCUACAAUAAUGUGAUAAGUGCAAUUAUAAUGUAUAGUUUGGUUAGUUUUAUUACUCAUUAAUUGUUCUCUUUCAUACCUUGUGGAUCAAUUAUUCAGAUGGUGAAAAUGAACGAAAUCUUAUUGUUACUGUGUAAUCUCUGUGAGUCUGCAAGAUCUUUGUUGAGUCGAGAUCAAACCGAUUUGUUCACACUUAGUCUACUAGCCAUUCAAUUAACCUUACAAUUCAAUAUCUACAUUGUUACUUUAUUUAUACUUUAUCUGUGAUUUUGUACAUGGCGUUAGCUACACUGUUAGAUUUGCUGUAGUGUUGAGAAUUUUAUAUCAUCUAUUUUUAUUUUUUUAUGAAUGAUCUGACAAUUUUACCCUCGGUAAGAAAGACUUAAUUAUCUUGAAAUUGUGUUUGUCAAAGGAUAUAUUACUAGGCCUAUGUAGUUUAUUGAUUUUUUAAAGAGAUUUAUUUUUUUAUGUGGUGAAAUGUUUGGAGGUUUAAUAUUCUCGAAGAACCAAGAGUACCGGUACUUAUAAGAAUAAGCGCCUACUCUGUCAAAGCAUUCUACUUAAUCCUAGUUUUUUUGGUUUGCUUUAAAAUAAAUUGAUUGCUAUAUUCUGUUUGUUUAAAGCAUCACAUGUGAUGAAAUAUACAUUGUUAAUUGAACAAAACUAUUUUAUCAGGUUAAAAAAAAAACAUUUUUUACUUAAAGUCAUUCCUAUCGCAGUACUUAUAAGAAUGUUUUAUACUGUAAAGUUAUGUGCCUUAGUUUAGUAAUUUUCUAAAGUUUUAUGGAUGAAAUCUUGAUAUUGAAUAUUAUGUAUUACAGUUAAAGAUAUUAUUAACAUUUUAUGACAAGUAAAAUAAGUGAAUUUUGUUUGUAAAUAAAUAGCAAUAGUGUAUUUUGUAUUUCAUACUUAGCUGUAGAUAAUUUAUUUACAGAUUUUAAUAGACAACAUUUUAGAUAUUUUUUAAGCAUGGCUUCGACUGUGACACUUAAUAUUACUAUUGUUGAGCUGGUCUUAGGCACGUGUGGAACACAUUUUUGUCGUACUUCAUAAGCUGUGGCUGAGCAUUAUGUAUAUUUAUUUGUCAAUUUUAAAAUUGCAAGCGUAGACACACUUGCAAUGGCCUCAAUCGAACACAUGAUAUUGAAUCAAAAUUUUGUGAAGUCAAUAAUGGGUGUCCAGCCGACCUAAAAUCGGGAAAAUAGGAAAUUGUAUGUGAAUUCUUAUGACCUGCUACAAAAAGUCUGUGUUUAUACAAACAUUUUGUAUCGGAUGAGGAAAAUUUAGAUUUGGAAUCAUUUGCUAUUGAUAGCAGCCCAUAAUGUUGAGGUUUUAGUAAAAAAAAACGCAAGUUGCCAGGAUCGUAAGAAAUUAUCUAAUUUUUGCUGUGAUUGCUAACGAUUAUCUCGGUUGUUGCCUCGAUCAUGAGAUAUCUUAAAAGUAGUUACCAUAAUCAAUGGUGAUAAUCACAAAUGUUGCCGAAAUUGUGGGAAAUUAUCACGGAUGUUGAUUGUACAAGAUGCUCUUAACGUUGCUUCUAUUAUGGCAUUAAGACUUUUGAAAGUCAAUUUUAAAUUUAGAACUGAUUCAAAACAAAGUAAAUAACAUUAAUUUUAUUAUCAUCAUCGAAUAAGAUGGGGACGCCACCUAGGUGUGUAUUUUUCAUUAGCCAGGACCAUUUAUUAACACGUACGGCGAUCGCAACCCUCACGCGGCCGGGUCAUUACUGACCCAAAACCCGCACUGCAGUGCAUCAAUCUGCUGCUCAAUGCGAGCCUAGCUUCGGUCGAAGCUAUACCACGUUAGCGUGUAGUGUGUGACAUGAUGUUUGUUGUGGUGUAGGUUGGUAGUAAAUUUUCCCGCAAAAUCCCCUUUGGCAAGCUUAGGAAUAUACUUGUUGUAUUGUCUUUCUCCCUCCAAUUGGCAGUACAAUGGGACCGGCUAUGUUCUAAGCAGUGCUGCUAUCUGUGGCUGUUUUAGCGAACUACGUUGACUUGUCGUAACGCAGUACAUCACCACACAUUAUUUGCUAUUCGUCAGACCGAAAUUUGUAAGCCAAUCGCCCGGCAAUCGGGCUUGCUCGAUGCUGUGCCGCACCCGGGAUACGCCCGCCAUUGAUGGGCCGCAGCGAACGCGUUGAGCUUAGUGAUCAAGGACAGCUGGGUUCAGUUUCAAACCAUCAUAAAACUUCACACUUUUCUUAGGAUCGGAUGAUCUUUUGAUUAAAACCACUGAGCUACCCAGCUAAGCAUAUACAGCUAUAUACAGUAUGCAUAUAUAGCUAUAUACAGUACGUAUAUACAGAUUUAUACCCAGAUUUAGACUGUACGUUCUAUAUUGUGUUUAACAAAAUUUGAACUUGGAUUUGAGAUUUUAUAUUCCUUUAUUUUACCAUGAUUAAUGUGAGUGAUUACAGCAACUAACCUAACAUUGAAUUUCAAACUGGUUAUAUAUAAGAAUCUGGAAGUUUAUGAUAAGUAAGUUUGUAAAAUGCAGAAUAAGUUUUUAUUUGGCCAUCGGCACAGAAAACAUACUACUAUAACCCAGAAUGCCAACCGCAUGCAUAGCAACGCUGGUGGCGCUGCCUACGAAUUAACAGGCAAAGCUCUCUCAAAACACUUAAUGCUUUUUACCAUCCGGUUGGCAUUCUGGGUUAUAGUAGUAUGUUUUUUGUGCCAUCAGUCACUUCAAUUUUCAUGGACUUUUGCACCACCUAAGGUUGACUCAUUUUAAUUAUGUAUCAUUGUUCACAAUCAUGCAGAUCACAAUAGUGUUAAUAUUGAUUUUAUGAAGUUAUACUCUUUAGUCUUUUCACUGCUAAUAUCUGCAACUAGCCUACUUUAAAAACUAAGUAGUCUGCUACAUCCAUAAUGUGAUAAAACUUUACCUCUUUUGACUAAAGCUUAAGAAUAUCAAAUGAAUUUAAUACCAUUUAGAACAUUUUAUACAACCAGUAAUAACCUUGUUUGAAUAAUAUAUAAAAACAGUAAGAAACAUUCUAAUAAAGUUGAACACUUUUUUUGUCUUAAAAGACUACAUUUGAUUUAGUUUAUUACUUAAAAAUAUUGUAAAAUCAUAGAUUUACAUGGCAACUUCAACUAGGUGUGAGCAGUGCAAAACUUCAUUUGGACCACUUUAGCUAAGAUAUGAGUGGUAAUGACUAUUGAAUUGUGUUAUUUCUGAACCGCCAAGCUUUAAAUAUUUUAUAAACAAAGUGCCAAAAGACUCAAGUUAGCCAACAAAUCAAAUCAGGGCCAUUUGUUGAUAAAGUUGAAUAUUGUUACACCAUCAGAUCACAGUUUAAGUCUUUUUCUAAAUAACAUUGACUAGAAUAAUAAAAUAUACAAAGGCUGUCCAUAAAUUAAGGUAUCCACCGCGUUCCCUUCAAAUCUAAGCAAUCUAGUUGAAAUGAGGUCAAAGUCGUGUUUCUUGAAGUCCAUAGCCAGUUAACAGAGGAGUUUGGAGGAGGUCUUUGACAUUUGCACAACGUUUGAAUCAGUGGUUGACAUUAAGGGAAUUCUGUGUGGUGUGAAAGAAUGAGAAAGAUUGUCAAACCAAUAACACAGUAUAAGACUAUAUGUCAGCCCUGGAAGUCUGGAACACACCGGUCAGCAAGUAAAGUUUCCUCAAAUUUAAUCACUGUAUCGAUGGAAACCGACAGUUGCUGUCAACUCCCUAAUCCACUUUGCAUUUUUUUUUUUUUAAACACUUUUCUGCAUGUGCAUAUCUAAACGGGCAACCCGGCGACCGUAAUCAACGAGGAAACCCCCACCAAAUUCCUAGAUAUACUUUUCUUUAGAAUGCUAUUUUAAAUUGAUGUAUUUUUGUAACUUUACUUGUUUCCCUCCACAUGAUAUUUACAAUAUUCAUGACAAUGGAUUUUUGAUAUUCCAUUACUUGAUUGUUUUGUGCCAAUCUCGCAAACCUAGCGGACCAAACUGUUGUAUUUAUAAGUUUGAUUUUACUCUUUUAGAGCAAUGUAUUUUUAAAUAUGACCUCACCUCUUUAUAGAUCUUGUUCUGUAAAUAUUUAAGUCACCAAAAUAUUUCAAACAGUGUUUUAUAUUGCAAAAUGAAUUAAUUUAAUUUGUGCCUUGAAUGCUGCCUUGAAAAGUAUUUUUUAGCUUUUGUAAGCAUAUUUCUUAGUAAUCCUAAACCUACUUAAAAUAAACUUUGUAUAGCCUAUGUGGUGUGGAAACUGAAAACGUACCUCUUGUCAGCUAAGUAAAAGUUUCAGUACGACCAAUAUAGGGGAUGAAGAUAAAAAAAUAUUGAAGCUCGAGUUUUUAUCAACUUUUAUAAGUUACCUAAUUUAUCAUUGAACUUGCUGGUAUUGGUUAAAAUAUUGAAUUAAAGUUGUAAAAGGAUGAAACAAAUAAUUUUUUUAGCCUCUGCACGGUCUGAGAAAAGGUACCUCUUGUUGCUCAAUGUUAUUUCGCCAUAACGACAAGAGGUCUCUAACAUUCACUUUAUAAACAGGCUUAAGUCCAAAAAAAGAACAUCCCUUCAUUCUAGCGGAAAUUUAGAUAACCAAAAUAAAGUUCAGUUUAAGGAGAGCAAAAUAUCUCACAAAUGUUGCGGUCCCGUCCAGAGGUAGGUACCUUUUAUUACGUUAUGGAGAAAAAAUAUAGGGUUGAUAAAAGGUAUCUUUUCUAAAAUUAAAUUUUUCGACAUGCUUCGAUAAAACAAUUAUUUUCAUGAAAACUAUGGUGAGUUUAGACAAAAAUUUGUAUUGCCUUAAAAGUGGAUAUUACAAGCUUUCUUUCGAUACCAAAACUGUUGCUUGAAAUAGUAAUAAAAAAGCAACGGUUUUUAUGCGUAUUUGAAAUUUUCACAUGACUUUUUCUCAAAAUGACCCUUUUCCCUAACAAAAUUUCAAAGUCCUAUAACUUUAACAACAACAAAAUCAUAAAUUCAUGGGACUUGCACCAAGUGAUUUGGAAGUUAAUAAGGAAUUAAAAAUAUACAAACUGAAAAUACAAAAUUACCUUUUCCCUUUCCACAUAGUUUAUUUUUAAUAUUGGCAGUUUACUUAUUUCUUGUAUUAGUUUAUUCUUGUCCAUACUUUAAGCUGCGUUGUUUGUGUCACACAAAUGAUUGUGUACACUAAAACAGAACUGUUGUAUAUUUGUGAAUAGUUUUCUGAAAUAUUUCAAUAAAAGUGUGACCAACCUAAAAAUAGUAAGAUAAUACAUAUACUGCAAUAAAAACAUAUUUACCCUAUGACAUAUUAUGUGUAUGUUUGUUUUAGCUGUAGUGCAAUACAAUUUUACAUAGAUUCCAAAUAUUAGUUAAAAUAGUAUUAUUUUAAUUACGCUACUAAUAAUAACUAACCCUGAGGAAUAUUUUUUGGAUAGAUAUUUUGUUCAGUUGCAAAAGUGUAGGCUACAUUGUUAUAUACUUGGAAAACAUGUCUUCCUCCUUUGUUAAAUAGCAAUAGUUAACCAAAAAGUGUUAUUAACACUCUAAUUUCAAACUUAUUGUCUAACUGUGAUACAAAAAUAGUUCAAAUGGUACAGUAAAGCUUGUAGUGUUUUUAAGCGAUAAUAUUCGUCAAAACAAACAAACGUAAUACGUUUAAGUAGUUUGGAUACUGUAAUUAAACUUGUAGUUUCACAGGAAUAGUCCACCCUAUAUCAAUAGCCUACUGUAGUAAGAAUGACAUUGAGUACCAAUUCAACCACUCAAUAUAGGUUUCUUGAAUCUUUAAAUACUAGAAAAGCUUGUUUUUGUACAGUAGGCCUACACACCAGUCAUUUCUAUCGUUACUCUUUAUUUUUGUUGUUAAAGAAUACAAUUUUAGCAGUGACUAUCAGUAUUAAACUGAAUAAAAUUAAA
Macrosteles quadrilineatus (aster leafhopper) is the source of this 6903-nucleotide messenger RNA. RefSeq names its product ras-related protein Rab-31-like. The transcript has 5 exons. Gene Ontology annotation, molecular function: GTPase activity; GTP binding. Lineage: Eukaryota; Metazoa; Arthropoda; Insecta; Hemiptera; Cicadellidae. Bases 144 to 800 code for a protein of 218 amino acids. The record is from RefSeq and is a predicted model, not a curated record.